AUGUCAGAGAACAAAAGUGAAAUGUGUGUGCAGCAGUCAGCGCAAAGGGGCCUCUUUGGUGUUUUCCCUUCCACCCAAAGUCCCGAAAGCCAGCGGAGCCGAGGCCUGGAGGGAAGGGGGCCUCCUCCGCCAGGAAAAGGCAAGGACAGCGUUGGCGUGUGGCCAGCAGUCGGAAAGGUGGGGAAGGGGCUGACAGCUGGCCAGCCCCUAAAGGCAGGUGGGGGGAGUGGGCCCCUCACCUGUGAAGACCUCUUGCAACAAAAGAAACAGAAGAUUGCAAUUUGCCCUCUCUUGCAGUAG
Pipistrellus nathusii (Nathusius's pipistrelle) is the source of this 300-nucleotide messenger RNA. NCBI's taxonomy places the organism in Eukaryota, Metazoa, Chordata, Mammalia, Chiroptera, Vespertilionidae. The record is from the annotation of a GenBank genome assembly.